AGUCGCUCGACGGCCGCGGUACGAAUAUCGCGCUCUCGUCUAAGCGGAACAUUUUGGAACGCAACAGUUGUGUACCGUUCAAAAGUUUAAACUGUGCUAUGGUGGUGUUUUGAUUUGAAUUCGGAACAUUUUUAUCGUUUAAUUUGUGACGUGAAGAGUUAUACAGAUUUCGUUUUUAAAUUUAUAAUUCUUUUAAUUUUUUUAAAAUUUUACGUUUUUAUAUUGAACUUGACCUUACAGUCUUCAAGUGAAUGAAAGUGCGUAUUGAUAAGGUGGCGUUGGCAGUAAUUCCAGCGUUUCCGUGUCAGCUCAGGCGGAUAUAGCACAUUCGGGCAAAGGCUACGAGUCAGAGGAUGAGAACGUCAGCAGAAACAGGCAGAGGGCCAUCGAGGAACGGCCAGCUGGGAAAAUCAACAUGUACUCGAAACAGGAAUUCCGGGAGCAGUACUGCAUCAACACCAAACAACUGGAUCUGCUGGAAUUGGAGAAGUCCAAGAAGGAGCGAUUCCUCGGAUGCCUCUCUCAGUACCAUAUUGAGAGUCCCUGCUCCAGAACCAAUAGAUCAUCAUUUCUGUCCGUGUGCGUCCGUCGUAGAGUGCCCUCAGAUGAAAAUCUCAACUCCGAUUAUGCCCCAAUACAGAGAUAUCCAAGGUUUAGCCAGCCCACACCCGCCCCACCCGAGUUGUCUGCACACGAUGCCGACCUGGAAUGCUCAUACUUUCGCCGCCGUCCACGCUCCGUGUGUAGCCAGCCUGACCCCAAGAGGUACACCUGGAUGCCAGAGGAUGAAGACUUCACCCGGCUGGAGUGGUCACCAUCGGUAAUAGAAGAUGCCGCGGGAUGGCCGCAGAACUACAGCGCCGACAAAAUGGCGUCUGUAACUCGCGGAGGCUCGCUACCAAGACCACCGUCAUUGUUACCUUGUCCUGCACAUCCGCCGAUACCUCCGCCUCCACCGCCACCACCUCUCACAAUGCCACCAAGAACAAAACACGUGUCCUUUGCUCGUUCACACACGCUGACAACAUUUGACGACUCAGUAAUGCCUGCCGCUGUCAAUAGAUUUCGAAGGGACUGUGAAAGGCUAUUGGAUGGAAGAACAGCUGUCAAACCGGAAAAUAAACCAUAUUCCACACUUCCAGUAAUAUUCCAACCAUACCCUCCAUAUCCUCAAUACAUAGCAACAGCUGGACCAACUCCUAUACAUUAUCCAGGUCAAAUUCCUCCAAUGGCAACACCUAUCCAAUCCCAGAUGCAGACACAGAUAAGUGGCCCAAUGACUACUCAGCUGCCAUCACAGAUAAAUCCACAGUUACCUCCACAGCAAACAACUCAACGACCAAUGCAAGCAGAGCCAAAAGUUUUAGUUUUAGAUAAAAAAGGAGUCAUGAGGACUCAAGCUACACAAACCGAAGUAUGUUUAGGAAGGAAACCAUUACCACCUAAUUAUUUAUCUUUGAGUCCGAGAACAAUUAAAAGGGUAAAAAUGGUUGCUGCAGGUGUACAGACCAAUGGUUUUACGGUAGGAGCUAGAAGACUUACAAAAUCAUUUUCAGAAGUUGGUGGUGACCGAUUAGCGGGUCUCGAUGCUACAAAUGAUAUCAAUGCAACAGUAGAAAGUUUUAUCAAUAAUGACCAUGAAAAACUACAUAGGACUCAAUCUGAGGAACCACCAAAGUCACCUAGAUCACCUACUUCAACAAUACCGCUCUCACCUCUCAUGCAAAGAAUGGACUCUGAUGAGGUUACUUCUUCAUCCGUCAAAUCUAACGCUUCAUCACAAUUAGAUAAAUCGUCAGAACUGAGUGCAUUACAAAGACAAGCACAAGAAUAUUUCCAACAAAAUUUUCAAUUUAUUCAUGAAAGUGAUCGAGAUGACACAAUCGACGAUGAUAUGGAAACAAUAGAAAAGAGCAUGGCAUUAAAUAGAAGAAAUUUAGAAUAUUUACAACAAGAAAUAGCUAAACAAGCUAAGGGUGAAAGGUCACUUCGAUCAAUAUUAUCUAAAAGCACAAGUGAUGCUUCACAGAAAACAAUGAAUUUAUCGCAUCCUUUUUCCAAAACUCCUACGUUUCAGUCAGAUCCUUCAACCGAAACUUCAGCUACAACGACAGAUGAUAGUGAAAAGAAUGAAAAAGAAAUUAUAAUAGACUUUGAACCUAGACCCGACGACGAGGCAAUACCAUUUACCACGUUAAAAAGAAAAAAUAAAAGAACUUUACAAAAAACUUUAUCAGAAGGGGAAAUUCUUUUAGAUGUACGGAAAUCCGAAGUCGGUUCAGGUAGCGACAGUGUAAAAGACGCUCCCAUUGUCAUGUCCACAAGCCAAGAAAAUAUGACAAGAGAAGACAGAGAACGCGAGGCAAUGUAUAGACAAUACAUUGGACAAAACUACACGCAAACGCCAAUCAAAGACGAAGGCAUUUUUGCUUUUGAACCUGAUGGGUCGUUUAGCACUGCCAAAUCAAGUCCGGGUUCUCCUGAACCAGUGAGUUUAGAUAUUAACGUUCAACAAAAGGCUAAAAAAACUAAAAUUUCAAAUAAUCUUACCACUAUAUUAACCCCCCUGGACAAAGCAUCGCCAUGUGCUUCAAAUGAAUCACUGACAGUUGAUCAUAGCAGAGAUCAUUCGGAUGGUUUGUGGAACGAAUCGCAAACGACGGUUUUACAAAUCGAUUCGGGAACUGAGAAUGGAACGGUUAUAAGCUCAUCAGAUCUUAGUUCUUUAGCAGCAUCACCUGGUGCAUUAGCAUUACUUACUCCAACAUCUAGAAGAAAACAACUUCUUUUAUUACAACAUCAACAAAGAUCAUCACUUGAUACAGAUGUUUUAGAUGAAGAAUUUGAUGCAUCUCAGGUACCUAGAAAAAUAUUGGAAGACCCAUUUUUAUUAAUUUAA
Diatraea saccharalis (sugarcane borer) is the source of this 2899-nucleotide messenger RNA. The record is from the annotation of a GenBank genome assembly. Lineage: Eukaryota; Metazoa; Arthropoda; Insecta; Lepidoptera; Crambidae.